Molecule: messenger RNA, 468 nt
Organism: Helianthus annuus (common sunflower)
Lineage: Eukaryota; Viridiplantae; Streptophyta; Magnoliopsida; Asterales; Asteraceae
Exons: 1
Coding region: 1-468 (155 amino acids)
Source: RefSeq, a predicted model, not a curated record
AUGGGCAACUACGUUUCAUGCACCCUCACUCACCAAACCAGAAAAACCUCAACAACAACAAAAGUAAUCUUACCCAACGGUGAAAUCCUUAACUUCCACGAACCAAUCAAAGCUGCAGAACUCAUGCUGGAAUCACCAAACUCCUUUGUUGUCAACUCUAAAUCACUACGUAUCGGAUCGCGCUUUUCGGCCCUUAACGCCGACGAAGACCUUGAGUUUGCGACCGUUUACGUAAUGUUUCCGAUGAGUCGGGUUAACUCGGUUGUCACGGCAGCUGAUUUGGGCUCUCUUUUUAUAACGGCUAAGAAAAUCGGUAGAGUUGUGCCUGAAACCGUGGCGGCGCCGCCGCGGUUGAAGCUGGAGGAGAUUGAAGAAGUGUCGGUUGAGUUUAAACGACGGAUGACGAUGUGUAGGUCGAAGAAGCCGUUGUUGGAUACUAUUGAGGAAGAACAUGUUUGCUCUAGAUGA